GCUAGCUAGGUACUAACUGUUGUUCCACUCAUUCCCUUAGGUGUGAUACUAAGAAAAACUAACUAGCAAUUGCCAAUUGCCUGUUGGUUGUGGCAGGAAGAAGAGAGAGGUGCAGUUGGUGUGGAGUGAAACUUGUGGUGCCAGCAGAAGCACAAACCAUUCAGUGUGGUUCGUGCCACCGCGUCACCCGUGUUAAUCAACCAUCCAUUAAUUUUAAUUCUUUGAUUCAAGCUACUCAUAAUUCCAUCAACCACGCUGUCAGCCGUUUAGGAACCCUGAUGGCCAAUGCCGCAGCCUCCCCUAGUAGUAGUACUGGUACCGGUUGGUGUUCGGGGGCACCAGCCGCUGCCUCUGGUUAUUACAAUCCUCCUCCUCCUCCUCCUUGUCAGCCGUCCUGGCCAUCAGUACCAAAACCCUUGAUGCCUCCUUCCGCGUAUGGAAGAAAGCGGGCGUUGCUUUGCGGAGUGAGCUACCAUGGGCGGAGCUACAACCUCAAAGGAACCGUGAACGACGUUAAUUGCAUGAAAUACUUUCUUGUUGACAGACGGGGGUUUCCAGCUGACUCCAUACUUAUGCUUACAGAAUAUGAGGCAGACCCUUAUAGGAUCCCAACAAAGCAAAACAUACGAAUGGCGCUGCAGUGGUUGGUCCAGGGCUGCCGAUCAGGAGACUCAUUGGUGUUUCACUUCUCUGGCCAUGGCUCAACCCAGCCUGACUACAGCAUGGAUGAGAUUGAUGGCUCUGACGAAACGCUGUGCCCUGUGGAUUUUGAGACCCAAGGGAUGAUCCUUGAUGAUGAAAUUAAUGCCACCAUUGUUAGGCCACUGCCCCAUGGCGCCAAACUUCAUGCCAUUAUCGAUGCCUGCCAUAGUGGCACUGUUCUUGAUCUGCCCUUUCUUUGCAGAAUGAACAGAGAAGGAUGCUAUGUGUGGGAAGAUCAUGGACGAUGGUCAUCUGUUUAUAAGGGUACAAGCGGUGGACUGGCUGUCUCUAUAAGCGCUUGUGACGAUCACCAAACCUCUUCAGACACUACUGCUUUUUCAGGAGACACUUCAACGGGUGCCUUGACUUAUAGCUUCAUCCAAGCAGUGGAAAAUGACCGUGGAUUAACAUAUGGCUAUUUGCUUAAUGCCAUGCGCCAAAUAAUUCGCGAAGCUAGGUCUGGCAUACGCUUAAAAGGGCCAAUUGCAGCUCUUGUCAAUAAAGUAUUUGGUACCGAGUUUCUACAAGAGCCCCAAUUGACGUCAUCCGAGAAAUUUGACAUUUAUUCCAAACAAUUUGUACUGUAGUUGUAAUAAUCUGUGUGAGAAGUGAACCAAGUCUAUAUAACGCUAGCUACUCAGUUAGUCUGACGAUCGAGCUCAUUGGUGUAGAGACACUCAUCUAAUCCCUGAUGACAUAAUUCGGUUUUUGUA
This is a messenger RNA of Prunus mume (Japanese apricot), 1415 nucleotides long. Its product is annotated as metacaspase-1-like. NCBI's taxonomy places the organism in Eukaryota, Viridiplantae, Streptophyta, Magnoliopsida, Rosales, Rosaceae. The record is from RefSeq and is a predicted model, not a curated record. Gene Ontology annotation, biological process: proteolysis. Gene Ontology annotation, molecular function: cysteine-type endopeptidase activity. Gene Ontology annotation, cellular component: cytoplasm.